Messenger RNA from Malaclemys terrapin pileata, 3373 nucleotides. It is a transcript of the gene ARHGAP8, whose product is annotated as Rho GTPase activating protein 8. The coding region runs from base 177 to 1640 and encodes 487 amino acids. Gene Ontology annotation, molecular function: GTPase activator activity. NCBI's taxonomy places the organism in Eukaryota, Metazoa, Chordata, Testudines, Emydidae. The record is from RefSeq and is a predicted model, not a curated record. Gene Ontology annotation, biological process: negative regulation of endocytic recycling; small GTPase-mediated signal transduction. The transcript is spliced from 15 exons. Gene Ontology annotation, cellular component: cytoplasm.
UCCUUCCACCCCCACCCCCCGCCUGCCCCUCCUCCGCCGCAGGUAGGCACCGCUCCCCCGGGAGCCGCCUGCGGAGCCCACCUUGCUGGUCCCUGGCUGCGCGGGAGCAGGAGCCGCGGCCGCCCGAAUUGUCAAGGAAAAAGCUUCACCUGUAACAUGCUGGGAAAAUCUGAAGAAUGCAGAUGUUCCAUCUGACUUCACAGAACUGGUGGUGCAAUUGCACAGUUUCCAGGUUGAUUGAGAACCAAGAGGCAUCAAAUCCAGCAAAUAUCGGUCAGCAAGAAUUAGGCUUGUUCCUAAUAGAAAACAUGUCUGAAAUUGAUUUUGAGGAAUUAGCCGAAAUAGAAUUACAGAAAGAUGAGGCAGAACAUGCAAUAAUGGAAAAGCGAAAGACCUCCUUCACACCAGCAGCAUGUGAAGACACUGAACUAAGCAUUGAUCAUCCAUACUACGAUGUUGCGAGGCAUGGCAUUGUGCAGCUAGCAGGUGAUGACAAUUCUGGGAGGAGGGUGAUUACUUUCAGUUGCUGUCGUAUGCCCCCUUCCCAUCAGCUCAAUCACAGCAGACUACUAGAAUACUUGAGGUAUACACUCGACCAGUAUGUGGAGAAUGAUUACACCCUUGUCUACUUUCACUAUGGCCUGAACAGUCGGAAUAAACCCUCUCUGAACUGGCUGCAAAGUGCCUACAAAGAAUUUGACAGGAAGUAUAAGAAAAAUCUUAAAGCACUCUAUGUUGUACAUCCAACCAACUUCAUAAAAAUUCUGUGGAACAUUUUUAAACCUCUCAUAAGUCAUAAGUUUGGGAAAAAGAUCACCUAUUUGAACUAUUUAAGUGACCUGAGAGAGCAUCUCAAAUAUGACCAGCUUAAUAUCCCUGAAGAUGUUAUUCGACAUGAUGAAAAUCUUCGGGAUAAACAGAAGGGGAGAUCACCACCUUCAGCUAAGCUUCCUCCACCAAGACCUCCUCUUCCUACCCAGCAAUUUGGAGUCAGCCUACAAUAUCUCAAGGACAAAAAUAAAGGGCAACUAAUCCCACCAGUAAUGAAGCAAACUGUGUCCUACCUGAAAAGUAAAGUGCACACACAUGGACGUCAUCUUGAAUAUCUUAGCGGUUCAGCAGGAAAUAAAGGACUCCGAGUAGAAGGCCUGUUCAGAAGGUCAGCCAGCAUACAAACUAUCAAAGAGGUUCAUAAACUCUAUAAUCAGGGGAAGCCUGUGAAUUUUGAUGACUAUGGAGAUAUCCAUAUUCCUGCUGUUAUCCUGAAGACCUUCCUCAGGGAACUCCCACAGCCUUUGUUAACCUUUGAAUCCUACGAUCAAAUCCUUGGAAUCACCGGUGUGGAAAGCAGUUUACGAGUGACAAGCUGUAAACAAGUAAUCCAAGGACUUCCUGAGCACAAUUAUGUUGUUCUGAAAUACUUGAUAUGCUUCCUUCAUAUGGUAUCCCAGGAGAGUAUUUAUAACAAAAUGACUGGAUCCAACCUGGCGUGUGUCUUUGGGUUGAAUUUAAUUUGGCCGCCUAAAGGAGCUUCUUCCCUGAGUGCUUUGAAUCCUCUAAAUCUCUUCACUGAAUUACUGAUAGAUUUCUACUCUAAGAUCUUCAGUUCACGAACGGUACCUGGUGAGAUCUUACCUUAAUGUUCACAAAAAGGGAAAAGGAAUAUGCCUACCUUAGCAAAAAUCUCCACAUAUAAACCUAUGAGAAUUUACUAUACACAGGAUUUUACAGAAACAAGUAUAUUUCAUAUACAGAGCAAAAUCCUUUUCUCUCUUUUGCAUCACCAUGAUUUUCCAAAUAUCAAAGAUGUUAGGGGAAAUAUGCUUACCGAUACUCUUUGUAUGUGGGUGUGUAUAUAUAAACAUUCACAAACCUUCAAGUCAAAGUGGCAUGAACUUUCCUCUUUUCAUAAUCUUUAGCAAUUGUUAAAUAUUUGUUAGUUUAAAAAUUCAUAACAGUAGAUAAGACUGUCAUUUAUUUAAGCAUCUGGAAGUUCCCUAUGUGGCUUUUUUUCUAGGGUGAUACUAACUUCUGGACCAUCAUCCCCCUUCUUGCAGUAGUGCUAUGUAGGCAUUUUUUCCUCUGGAAGAAGUUUCUUUUGAAAUCUUCAAAUAUAUACAAAUUAUGGAUCCAUUUUUCAGAAUUUCAGGCACUCGUUCCCACACACACAAAAGUGUGUGCACUUGUGUCUGCAUUUAUGUGCAAUUACCAUGAAAACCAAAGUAUUUGCCUGUGUCAGUUAGAUUAUGCAUACAUCUGUCUCUGUGCUUUUAAAUAUCUAGUAUGCCUGUCCAACCAUUGUAGUUGCACAUGCAAACUAAGUGGAAAAUUACACAAGCACUCUUGAGCUUUUACAAAUCAAGUCAUUUGUGUUUUUAUCUUUAAAGAAUUUCUGUUUGUAUCAGUAUAUAGUUAAUUCAGAAUGUGAGAAAACAUUGUUUGAAAAAGGCAUUGAAUGUUUUCAUUAUUUGCUGCAUGCUCUUCAAGUUUUUUGAGUUGUUAGAAAUCUGCCUCUAAAAUCAGUCUCUCUCUCACACACACACACACACACACACACACACCCCCAAAAAAAAAAGAGAGAGAGAGAGAGAAAAUCUUAACCCACCCUGAACCCUGGAAAAUACUCCUGAUGGCACUUUUAUCUAAUCUAGUCUAUGUUAUCGGUGGGAUGACAUUAAUCCCAAUGGGAAUAAUUAGCCAUAGUAAUGUAAGGGGGAGUUUCUGUGUUUUCUCUCUAGAUACUUGUAUUUGAAUACCACUUUAAAGUUCUGCUCCCUCGAUGUCUGCUACUGAUCAUUAGUGGAACAGGAUAGGGAGGUUAUCGUUGUAACAGCAAAAGGGACUGAACUAGUGGUGACCAAAAUAAGCAGUAUUUUCCCCAACGUCUGCUUCUCCUGCUCCCAUACAAAGCUGCUGAAGCAGACAUACCAUUCAGGAUAUAGUAGAGACAAUGAUCCAUGGACACCGGUUUGGUUAUCCCUUCACCUUCAAAAACAAAGGAACCCUUUCCCUUCCAGCGGUUCUAGCUAAUUGAGGGCUUGUGCUUCUAGUCUCUCAUCUUGACAGCGACUAAGUAUCUGCCUGUCUAACAGAUGCAGGCUUCCAAAUCCUUGUUGGAGAGAGUGAUUUAUUCUUUUUGGCAAUUUAGAGAAAAUAGGAGAGAGUACCCAUCACACUAUGUCAGUCCUAUGUUUAUCCAGUAGAUGUCAUCUACAGCAUAAGGCGAUAAAAGGAAAUUAUUACAAUGUAAAUAAUCAAAAAGCUAUAGAACAAGCUGUACUGUAUGCAACAUCCUUUUAAAAUUUAAAUUGUGGUGUAAUUUUCUCUUAAUUCAUCAAGUGUUUCAAUUAAAAACAAAAUUUUGGCUUUUUAA